Messenger RNA from Saccharomyces mikatae IFO 1815, 729 nucleotides. It is a transcript of the gene FUB1, whose product is annotated as Fub1p. The record is from RefSeq and is a predicted model, not a curated record. The coding region runs from base 1 to 729 and encodes 242 amino acids. NCBI's taxonomy places the organism in Eukaryota, Fungi, Ascomycota, Saccharomycetes, Saccharomycetales, Saccharomycetaceae. The transcript has a single exon.
AUGAUUGAAAGUAAGGUUGAAUUGGUAGCAGAGCUAGUUUUAGAAUCUAUCGGUAAAACAAAUGUGGUUUCAAGACAUACAGAGGGAACCAAAUCAAGCCAAGUGAGUUUCCGCAUCAUCGGUUCUCCCAAUGACGAGGGUAAAAAUUCAUCCCCCUUUGAGUUAACGGUGAUUCAGACCCUGGAUGAUAACGACAAGUAUACCGUUGUUAUUCGUCAUGGUACAUUAAUCAACAUGGCAUGUGUGGUGAGUUAUGAUGACUUCAAACUGCCCGCAGAAUUGAAAUGGCCUUUGGAAAGGGAGAAGCUGCCUGCAGAGCCAGACUUGAAGCCUGUUAUGGAACAGCUUAAGAAACAAACCGCUGGCAGCGUAGACGUACCAAAGUUUGAUGAUGAGUAUCAGGUACAAACAGGACAAAAUCAGGGAGCGACACCAUUGAACCCAUAUCCAGGUCUCACAGUGACUGAACCCAGCUUCACUAACCCAAUAGGAGGUUAUGCGGACCGUGAUCUGUACCCCAUUGGCACAAGCCACCCAGAUUGGUCUCGAGGGAUCCCCAAUCCCUUGGGAGCUCCGGGAAGUCAAGGUGGUAUGAUAUUCGACCCGAAUAGAAGGCCUCCUCAAAGACGGGAAGAUAUGCCACCAGGUUGGAUGCCUGGAUCCAAAUAUGACGAACCAUUUGGUCCAGGAUCUGGAGGGUUUGGCGCGUCAGGACCUGGCUUCAUUUAG